Lactuca saligna is the source of this 774-nucleotide messenger RNA. Lineage: Eukaryota; Viridiplantae; Streptophyta; Magnoliopsida; Asterales; Asteraceae. The record is from the annotation of a GenBank genome assembly.
AUGAUGGGCACCCAGAAAUCGAAUUUUGUGGAAAAUAAGAACCGAACCGAAUCGCCGGUUCUACCGGUUGCGGUUCCAAUCAGUUUUUGUCGUGUCUUCAAUGUUGGAACCAAUUUGUCCUCGAGAAAUAGCAACAUAUGGUUCCGGUUUAUCGGUUCCUACCGGCUCUUGGUUCCAAAAAUUCACAAAAAUAUCGUCACGAUCCCAGUCCUAUCAGUUCUAUCCGGUUCCGGUUCCGAAACCAAUUUCGACCGACCUAAACCCACCCCCGCUGAUAACGAGUAUUUGAGCAUACGAUCACCAUCUUCCCAUCGUCAUCGCUGCACCAUCACGACACCAUCGUCUAGAUCGUUGCCACCGUCUUCUAGUUCGUCGCCACUACACAAUCACACCACCGCACAAUCACACUCCCGCACUCCACAUUGUCAUCUCCUUACGCCAUCGUCGGUGUUGUAUUUUUUUAACAACAUCGUCAUCUCCUUAGUCCAACUCUUGUAUACAGGAUGGGUAGGCAUAAGAGGUUAUGCAUCACCUCAAUUGAUAUACGUAUUGAUAAUGAGAUUAAUGAUCAAAGUUCUGAGCUUUCUACAACUGAAGGAGAUCAAUCAGGUCAUCCACAAACUACUGAAGGAGGCUAGUCUACUACUAAAGAACACAACUCUACUGAAAGAGAUCAAUCAGGUCAAUCAGAAUCUCAGUCUAAUCAGCGAUCAAAUUGGAGCUGGAAGUUGGAACCAUCAGGAAUAUACUCGGUCUCUUCCCUACGGAUUUUGA